Messenger RNA from Funneliformis mosseae, 183 nucleotides. Lineage: Eukaryota; Fungi; Glomeromycota; Glomeromycetes; Glomerales; Glomeraceae. The record is from the annotation of a GenBank genome assembly.
AUGAAAUAUUAUCAACCUUCUUUAAUUGAUCGUACAUUCGUGGACGAUGAUUUUUACAGAAAUAAUAAGUUCACUCUCGACUACGUUUUGACAACCGAUACAAGUGCUCAUAUUGACGAACCUGAGAAUUUAGUAAAAGUAAUUCAUACUGCAUGUGGAUUAUAUAGGGUUGUCAUAGAAUAG